GCGGCGCUGAUUGGCUGAGCCGCGGUUUGGCGCCAGCUUCGGAGCGGGCGACGGGCACCGGUUGGGGUCAAAACGCUGCGGCGGCCGCGCUGACGGCAGGGACGGGACGGCUGCGCUUCCAAUUCCCGUUCCCACUCCAAUGGAUCCUACCCCGAGCGUCUCUCACCGCCGCCGCCUCCUGCUUGUCUCGCCGGCGUCCCCCGCUUCGCCCGCCGUGGUUAAGGCGCUCUUUCAGGAUGAGCUCUCGCCUGUCUCCGAUCUCCGCCUCACCAUGGAGCAGCUGGGGCGCGGGCAACAAGAAAACCUAGACCAAGACAUGGGAAGCAAAAAUGGAUUACAUAGAUCAGCGUCUUCGGAGUCCACAGACUCAGGUUUGGCUUUGGAUUCUCCCGGCCCUGCGACCUCAUGUGACACCCUGGAGGACACGUUUGAGAAAGCAAUCAAAUCCAGCAGGCUGAACCUUCGAAUCCCUUUCAGAAGAAUCCAUUCCCUGCCACAAAGCCUGCUGGGCUCCAGCCCUGCUCUGAAGAGAAACCACUCUGACUCUCUGGACACUGAUGCUUUCCAGCCUUUGGAACAGGAUGAAAAUAAGGAAAAUGAAUCAUUUGAGUUUAAGAAGCCAACCAAACCGGCUUCUCGUGCCUUCCGUGAUGGAAGGGGUGUUCCUGGAGCCAGGCAGAAUUCAUCUCCAGCUCAGCUGCCCAUGGAGGAAACAGCCUCGGGGGAUCAGCAGAACUGCAGGGCAGCCUUCCUGCAGCAGCAUUCCCUGCCCUCCUCGGAGAGCGAGGAUGAUGAUGGAUUCCUGGAGCUGCUGGAUGACCAGGACUUGAAGAACGACGAGGAGAUGCCCUCGGACGUGUCCAGCCUCUGGACGGCGCCGCUGGUCAUGAGGAGAGCGGACAGUCGGGCCAAGCGGUGCCGCUUGUUUGGCUCUUCGUCCAUGUCAAGCAUUGCAGGAAGAACCACCCAGAAAAGGAUGGAGAGAUCCCAGGAGGAGAAUUCUCCAGGGAAAAGCAAGAAGAGGAAAAGCCUGCCUGGAACUUCUGAGGACUCGACGAGUCUGAAGCUGGUGAGGACCCAGCCCUCCACAGCAGAGAUCGAGAGCAUUUUGGACAGUGACCAGCGAGACCUUAUCGGGGACUUCUCCAAGAGUUAUUUAUUUGACACUGUCGAUGGGAAACAUCAAGAUUUAAAAUACAUCGACUCAGAAAUGAUUGUGUCUGUGCUGACUGGGAAGUUUGAGAGCUUCAUCAAGCAGUGUGUGAUAAUUGACUGUAGAUACCCCUAUGAGUACGAAGGGGGGCACAUCAAGGGUGCCAUAAACCUCCACAUGGAAGAGGAGGUGGAAAAUUUCCUGCUGAAGAAGCCGAUCCAGCCGUCGGAGAACAAGCGCAUCAUCGUGGUGUUCCACUGCGAGUUCUCCUCGGAGCGGGGCCCUCGCAUGUGCCGGUUUGUGAGGGAGCAGGACAGGCUGAGCAAUGAGUACCCCAACCUGCACUACCCAGAGCUCUACGUGCUCAAGGGGGGCUACAAGGAUUUCUUCUCUCGGUGCCAGAGCUUCUGCGAGCCCCAGAGCUACCGUCCCAUGCACCACAAGGACUUCAAGGAAGACCUGAAGAGGUUCCGCACCAAGAGCCGGACCUGGGCCGGGGAGAAGAGCAAGAGGGAGAUGUACAGUCGGCUCAAGAAGCUCUGAGGGCUGCAGGGGCCUGCAAGGACUGCCCAGCCUGGUGGCUGCGGUGGGGCAGCCACGCGUUCCUGUGCUCCCACUGCCCUGGGCCGUCUCCUCCCUGGGAUCGCCUGGACCUUGGCCCCACGCGCCGGACGCCGGCUGGGAGCUGCCUCGGGAUUCUUUUGGUUUCGUUGCUUCGUGAAAAUGUUGUGGCUUCUUGUGUUGUGUGGCACCCCCCCAGAUGGCUCAGAGAGGGUGGGGACGGCCUCGUGGGGCUGGGCCCGGUGGUGUCAGCACUGCCAGGGAAUUGUAGUGCCUGUUCAUGUUUUAAAUGCUUAAUUUUAUUUAAAUACAGUCAAAUGAAGCCAAUGCCGCUGCGGUUGGAUCAUCUGGAUUGUACUUAAACCUUUGUUUCUGCUGCAGGGUGACCUGCUGGGGGGAGUUGGGGGUUCGUUGUUUUUCUCAGACGCAGUUUUGGUUCUGUGUAUCUUGGUGGGGAAGGAAAAUGGGAAAUUCCCCGUGAUGGCUCGAGAUUUCCCGCCUGGGCAAGCGCUGUGGGAAGCCUUGGGAGCCCAUCGAAGGGGAAACUGCUUAUUGUUCAUAAACAUCACGUUCACCUCGUUUACUUACUCCAGGCUGUUUUAUUUCCUAGUUUAUCUUUGUUGGUUCUGGAGGAGUUGGUGUUUCAGUGGAGGGAGAGUUUUUGAGAGGGAGCUGAGGGGGUUCAGCAGUUGGGUGAUGCCAGGGUUCUCAGCAGUGUCACUGCUGACUCUGAGCCUGUGAGUUGUUCUCUGUAUCCUGAACCGCUGCCAGAGCAGAUCCUGGCUGUGAGGGAUCCCGGGAAGCUGCUCUGACACUGCUUCCCUGGGUGUGGCUGUGCCACUUCUCCGUUUGCCGGGAAAGGCAGGAGGUGGAAUUAAUCCAUGAGGGAAGCAAAACUUCCUCAGCUCUGUUGGACCCCCCCAGCUGAGGAAGUUCUGCAGUUCCCAAACUGCUUUGCUGCUGGUUUUGGGGUCACUUCAACCCCAACUCUUAAAUCAAUGUUCCUCCCACCAACUUCCAGGUGAAAACUGGCGCUCACGGGAAGCUCCACGUGCCUGGGAACUUCGUGGUUCACUCUGUUGUAUCCAUGUCAAAAAGUACUGAAAUGGAGAUGCCUUAUGUGGAAUGUUAGCUUGCUUUUUUUUUUUUUUUUUUUUUUUUUUUUGGAAACCUAUUCCUUAAAACCUGCUGUUAAUCCUUUUACUCCCAAGAGGAUUAAACUUGGAAUUAUUUCUUGUUUA
Hirundo rustica (Barn swallow) is the source of this 2955-nucleotide messenger RNA. It is a transcript of the gene CDC25A, whose product is annotated as cell division cycle 25A. NCBI's taxonomy places the organism in Eukaryota, Metazoa, Chordata, Aves, Passeriformes, Hirundinidae. The coding region runs from base 140 to 1696 and encodes 518 amino acids. The transcript is spliced from 16 exons. Gene Ontology annotation, cellular component: nucleus; cytoplasm. Gene Ontology annotation, biological process: positive regulation of G2/M transition of mitotic cell cycle; protein dephosphorylation; positive regulation of G2/MI transition of meiotic cell cycle. The record is from RefSeq and is a predicted model, not a curated record. Gene Ontology annotation, molecular function: protein tyrosine phosphatase activity.